AAAAGUCAAAACAAAUCAAUGUGGAUUGUAUUGUAGAUUACCAAUAUUUUUAGUAAUAUUUAUAUUUAAAGCCUUUUUACAAAUAGAAAAAUGGACGUCGAAAUUGAUUUGCCCAGUUGUAUUCAAGCUAGAUUUGUUUCAGAUACCGGUGAAGAAACCGGUAGUCCCUUAGACUUGCCCUUAAACAUAACAAAAGAUCAACUUACUUUAAUUUGCAAUGCUCUCUUACAAGAGGAAGACAAGCCAUUUCUAUUUUUUGUGAAAGAUGUUGAGAUAACCUCUACACUUAAGGAUGCAGUACCUGUAGAUAAAAUCAACUCUGAAGAAGUGCUUGAAAUAAUUUAUCAGCAACAAGCUGUUUUCAGAGUGAGACCAGUGACAAGAUGCACAAGUUCUAUUCCAGGUCAUGCAGAAGCAGUAAUCUCAACAUCUUUUAGUCCAAAUGGUCGACAUUUAGCUAGUGGGUCAGGAGACACAACUGUUAGAUUCUGGGAUAUAAACACACAAACGCCUCACCAUGUAUGUAAAGGUCAUACAAAUUGGGUGUUGUGUAUAAGUUGGUCACCAGAUGGAUCAAAAUUAGCAUCGGCAUGUAAGCAAGGUCGAGUUAUGCUGUGGGAUCCCAUCACUGGCAACCAACUUGGUAAAACUAUGAUAGGACACAAACAAUGGGUAACUGCAUUGGCAUGGGAGCCUUAUUUACGAAAUCCAGAUUGUAGAAAAUUAGCCAGUUCAUCAAAAGAUGGUGAUGUCAGAAUUUGGGAUACUGUGACAGGCCUUACCAUAUUAAGUUUAACUGGUCAUGGUAAAGCUGUCACUUGUGUGAAGUGGGGUGGCACUGGUCUUAUUUAUACAGCCUCACAAGAUAGAACUAUCAAGGUUUGGAGAGCAGAAGAUGGAAUUCUCUGUAGAACUUUAGAAGGGCAUGCUCAUUGGGUAAAUACAUUAGCCUUGAACACAGAUUAUGUUUUGAGGACAGGACCUUUUCAUCCUAUUCUUGACAAAAUGAAUCCUAGUAAUGAUAAAAAAAUUCUUCAACAAAGAGCUUUGGAGAGGUAUGAACAGACAUGUCCACAGGGGUCCGAGCGAUUAGUUUCUGGUUCAGAUGAUUUCACAUUAUUCCUGUGGAUGCCAGAGAAGGAAAAACGACCCUUGGCAAGAUUGACAGGCCAUCAACAACUGAUUAAUGAUGUAAAAUUCUCACCAGAUUCAAGGAUCCUCGCAUCAGCAUCUUUUGACAAGUCAGUUAAACUUUGGGAAGCAACAACUGGAAAAUUUAUUACUUCUCUGAGAGGACAUGUACAGGCUGUGUACAUGGUAGCUUGGUCAGCAGAUUCUCGGUUACUACUGAGCUCAAGUGCUGAUUCAACAUUGAAAGUGUGGAGCAUGAAAACGAAAAAAUUAGAACUAGAUCUUCCUGGGCAUGCAGAUGAAGUGUAUGCUGUAGAUUGGUCACCUGAUGGAGCCUAUGUGGCAUCAGGUGGCAAGGAUAAAGUUUUAAAGCUAUGGCAACAUUGAAGAAUAUUUAAAAUAAUGAAUAUAUGUUAAUAAAGUUUAUUACAAUAAA
Leptidea sinapis is the source of this 1567-nucleotide messenger RNA. It is a transcript of the gene Nle, whose product is annotated as notchless protein homolog 1. Gene Ontology annotation, molecular function: protein binding. NCBI's taxonomy places the organism in Eukaryota, Metazoa, Arthropoda, Insecta, Lepidoptera, Pieridae. Bases 91 to 1518 code for a protein of 475 amino acids. Gene Ontology annotation, biological process: ribosomal large subunit assembly; Notch signaling pathway. The record is from RefSeq and is a predicted model, not a curated record. The transcript is spliced from 10 exons. Gene Ontology annotation, cellular component: nucleolus.